Aegilops tauschii subsp. strangulata is the source of this 1513-nucleotide messenger RNA. RefSeq lists its product as uncharacterized. NCBI's taxonomy places the organism in Eukaryota, Viridiplantae, Streptophyta, Magnoliopsida, Poales, Poaceae. The record is from RefSeq and is a predicted model, not a curated record.
UCUCCAGCUAUCGUGCUAUGGCUCCCGGACGGACAGUUAACAGCGCGGCAGUCCCUCCAUUUAUAACCUCUCAUCCCAUCUCCCUCCAUAUUCCCAGAUACCACUAUCCGCGACUCAAAGCGAACUACUAGGACGAGCCAUGGACGACGACAUCGACAGCUCCUGCUCCACCCCUUUCGCCAGCGCGCCGUCCAGCCCCGGCCGUUCCCCUGCCAUCUUCGGCGGCGGCGGCGGCGGCUAUUUUUUCAGUGCACCGGCCAGCCCCAUCCACCACCUGCUGUUCUCGUCUUCCUCGGCUGCCGCUGGUGCCCCUAAUGGCGGCGGGUACGGCGGACUAGGUGACGCGGAGUUCGAGUUCGGCGGCCCUGGCGAGCACAUGAUCUCUGCUGACGAGCUCUUCCAGAACGGCCAGAUCCGGCCGCUCACCCUGUCCCCGCUCCCGGAUCUCGACCCCGACAGCGACGAAGAUGGCAGCGAACGGCGCCACGGCCCCGCGCGCGGCCGCGAGCCCACGUUCCGGAGCGGCUCCGUGCACCGCCGCGCCCGGUCGAUGUCCCCGAUGCGCAGCCCGUCCCCGCGGCUCAAGCUGCUCGGUGCGCUCGUCCCCGCGCCGGAUCUUGGCUCCGUGUCCCUUUCGACCGGGGCGCAGGAUGCCCCGCCGCCGGUCACCGCCUCGUCGCGCUCCUCGUCGUCCUCGUCGACCUCCUCCUCCUCGUCCUCGUCGUCCGCCCGCGGGUCCCGGCGGUGGGUGAUCCUCAAGGACAUGCUCCUCCACCGCAGCAAAAGCGAGCCCGGCAGCGCCCAUGCGCACGAAGCCCCUGCGGCCGCCGCCAAGCCGGAGAAGGCAUGGCAGUUCUCGCCUUCGUGGGCGUCGAGGGACAAGGUCAUCGCGAAGCUGCGCGGGGCGAGGCCGUCACCGCAAUCGGAGACGGGAGCGGCGGCCAGUGGUGGCGUCGGUGAGGGCGACGAAUCCCGGACGACGCGGGGUCAGGGCAGGUCCAAGGGUCGGCGGCGCUCAACGACGGUGGCGGCCGCGCACGAGAGGCUUUACGCGGCGCCGAACAGGGCGCAAGCGGAGGAGAUGCGGCGGCGGACGUUCCUGCCGUACCGGCAGGGCGUGCUCGGCUGCCUCGGCUUCAGCUCCCGCGGCUACGGCGCGCUCCGCGGGUUCUCCAAAACCCUCAGCCCCGUCUUCUCUCGGUAAAAGUAAAAGCACUCCAGAAAUCCCCCAAAAUAUGGAAAAGCAGAGAGCAAAACAAGAGCUUAAUAAUGGCCAUUGCUACUGUUGCCGGUUAAUUAACAAAAUUAGUAUUAGUAAUAUUCGGUCUUUUCUGUAAUACUAUGCGAGUAUUGUCUUUUGUAAGUUGUUGCGUGUGUGUAUAGAGUCAGUGAGCGUGAAAAAUCCACAAGUUCGUUCGGAGGUUGUUGUCAGAAGUCACAUCAACUCGUCCAUCAGCAGGGUGGAGUUGGAUAAAUUUGGCGCGAACGCAAAAAAUACCGCUACAUUAUGCUA